AUGCCCUUCCGUACAGCCGUGAGCGGUAGUGUUCUUCGUGAAGGUCGAACACGGAACGCUGCUCUUUUAAACCAACUUGUCCCUCUGCAGCGUCUACUGAUUGCUGAAAGCACUAAGUUUUUAGGAGUACCAUCUACGGAAAGUGAUGUGGAUGCACUUCUUGCUCGGGAUGUUGUUCGUGCUUCUGCGAAUAGUGAGGAACAAUUAAGUGCUUGGAAGGAGCAGUUGCUUAAUACACCGCUUGGAAAACUAGCUAUCGAUACAUUUUCCACUUAUGUUGAACAGCAUGCUGAAGAUUUGAGAAUUAUAAUGAUCCUGUUACCAAAUGAGAAACCUUGUUUAUCCUUGAAGAUGUUAAAAAAUGUGCGGGGUAUCUUGACAAUUGUGUCCAGUACGUGA
Messenger RNA from Strongylus vulgaris, 399 nucleotides. NCBI's taxonomy places the organism in Eukaryota, Metazoa, Nematoda, Chromadorea, Rhabditida, Strongylidae. The record is from the annotation of a GenBank genome assembly.